ACAGUAGUAGUAGUGACCGAGCAGCAGCAAGAAGAAGGUUUUGAUGGCUAGCAAGCAGCACAGCAGCACCAUUUGCGACGCCCCAAGUGUUGUAUGCUGGCUAGUAUUUUCCACUGGCUCGCAGGUUUGGCACUGAUUUUAUUUACGAUCCACUAUCUGUACUACAUCGUGACGGCAUUACGAUCCCCGUCCUGCGGCAGUAAUAGCAGCUACGGCGGUGGCCACCAGAUGCAGUCCGAGGACGCAAAAUACAUCAAAAAACGAUGGAAGGGUGGAACCAUCGAGCCACAUCCGACGGAGAAGGCCCUCAUCGUCAACUACAAACUGGAGGCGGCCGUAUUCGGGGAACCCGGAGAUCCCAUGCUAGAGGAUAGGAAGGACUGUCAGCGGAUAAUCCGGCUGAAAUCGCUGAACGCCAAAACCGACCCGGCCGUCCUGGCGCGGGAAGUGGUGGAAAAGUGCGACCUCAUUCACAAGUCCCAGCUGUCCGACAUCGAACAGAUCAUCUACUACUUGAAGAACCGUAAGAAUGUCGAAAGUCCGGCAACCGGAACCGGUGCCACCGCUACCGGUCAUCGAUCGGCAUCGCGUACGUCCGGUGCCGGCGGUGGUGCCACUGGGAUCGGAGGUGGAAACGCUCCCGGCAAGGCAAGUGUACACGAAGCGGAAAAAGCCACCAUCAGGAACAUAGACGAGUACAUUGAGCUGCUGUACGAGGACCUGCCGGAGAAGAUCAAGGGAUCGAGGCUGAUUCUGCAACUAGCCCGGGAUCCGGACAAUCUGGGCGAGCUGGAGAAGAAUGAGGCUGUUCUGAGUGCCCUUUCGCGGGUGCUUCGCGAAGACUGGCGCCGAUCGUUGGACCUUUCCACCAAUAUAAUCUACAUCUUUUUCUGCUUUUCAACGUAUACUAAUUUCCACUCGGUGAUUGUUAACUACAAGAUCGGUUCCCUGUGCAUGGACGUCAUCGACUACGAGCUGCGUCGGUACGAUCAGAUGAAGACCGACUUGGAUGCCAGGAAGAGUACUGGUGGUGGUGGUGGUGGUGGCAGUGGUGAGAAGGCAAAGGAGAAAGAGAAGGAAGUCAAUAAGAGUGCCGAGUACUUGGACACGAUCAUCGAUCAGGAGAAGCCCAAGGAGAUGGAACCUCCGCGGAGAAGGAUACCGGAGCUGAAGCAACGGCCCAAGUCCGGCAACUGGGCUAGCUAUCACGGAAGCAUGAGUUCCUCGCUGAUCAAAGCACAUUCUAUGAACAAUAGCUAUCACGAACAGCUGAAUAAGGAAACCACGGCUUCCAAUGAUAGCCUCGAUAACCAAUCCCCGGAAAGCGAGAAGCCUGAUCCAAAGAAGCAGAAAGACGACUAUGACAAAAUCAACAAACAAUUCAAGAUCUUUGCCAAGAAGCAAGAACAGCUCCUGAGGGUAGCAUUCUACCUACUACUGAACAUUGCAGAAAAUGUCAAACUAGAGGAAAAGAUGCGCAAGAAGAAUAUCGUUAAGAUGCUGCUGAAGGCGUUGGAGCGGCAGAACUUUGACCUGCUGGUCCUGGUCGUGACGUUUCUGAAGAAGCUUUCGAUCGUUCGCGACAACAAGGACGAAAUGUACGACCUGAACAUUGUGGAGAAGCUCCCGCGUCUUUUGCAGUCGCAGAAAGACCUAGUGCAGGUGACGCUCAAACUCCUGUUCAAUCUAUCCUUCGACGCUCGGUUACGGGCGAAGAUGAUACGAGUCGGCUUCCUACCGAAGCUGGUUACGUUCUUGAGCGAUGACAAACAUCACGAGAUAGUGACCAAGAUCCUCUACCACAUGAGUCUGGACGAUAAGAUCAAAUCUAUGUUUACCUACACGGAUUGCGUCCCGGUCGUGACGGACAUGUUGCUGUUGAACCUGAAUCAGAAGUCCGAUCCGGACCUGAUUGCUCUGGGGAUCAACUUGGCACUGAACAAGCGCAAUGCGGCGAUGAUGAUCGAGAACAACCGGCUGCACAAUUUAAUGUCCCGGGCAUUCAAGUACCAGGACACGCUGAUGAUGAAGCUGAUCCGGAACAUCUCGCUGCACGAAACACUGAGGCUGCAUUUUGUGGACUUCGUGGGAGAUUUGGCGAAAAUCCUUACCGAAUGCGAUGACGAGGAGUUCACCGUCGAAUGCUUGGGCAUGCUGGGCAAUCUGGCCCUGCCCGAUCUGGACUACUCGCAAAUCAUUCACAACUUUAAUCUUAUUCCGCUGAUCAGAAACAUGCUGGUACCAGGUAAAUACAAGGACGAUUUGGUCCUGGAAACGGUCGUCUUCCUCGGCACUUGCGCGUCCGAUGAAUCCUGCGCUAUGCUGCUGUGCAAAGCGGAUGUGAUUCUGUCGUUGAUCGAGCUGCUAAAGGCGAAGCAGGAGGACGACGAGAUGGUCCUGCAGAUUGUGUUCGUGUUCCAGCAGGUCCUGCGGAACGAGAGCACCCGGGUGUACAUGAUCAAGGAAACGGAAUCGCCCGCCUAUCUGAUCGAUCUGAUGCACGACAAGAACGCCGAGAUCCGGAAGGUGUGCGACUUCUGCCUGGACAUCAUUGCCAUCACCGACAACGAGUGGGCCUCGCGGAUCAAGUUGGAGAAAUUCCGGAACCACAACUCCCAAUGGUUGAGCAUGGUGGAAACGCAGGAGGAAACGGACGACGUCCAGGACUAUGGCCCGAUGGACGACGAUGAUGGGGAUUUGCCGGCGUAUCUGACGGCGGACUACCUGGACCAGUGUAUGCUGUAUCAGUCCGGGGAGUCGAACGACGAUGGCGAGGGCAACAACCGGUCCACUUCUGCCAUGUCCAACUACAGCAGACCGAUGAGUCGCUACAGUCGUGACUUCGAGGACUUCGAGGUGGUCACUUAAAGCACUGACCGCGACCGGCUUGCACCAUCGAACCGUACUGACUACUUACAAUAUAGCAAAUGAAGCAAACGGUACAUAACAUGACAAACUUACAAACUAACGAUACAACAAGGAAAAAGAAAAAAGAAACACACUGGAGGCGAAUGUUGAAAGCUAACGAGGCUGCUAUUAGAUUGGAUGUGCUACUUCGCGCCGAAGAACAAAUAACAAAUAUGCUAUUACAAUGUUGGUAUUAUUAGAUUCCUACGACGAUGCAUCAUAGAGUUUUUAAACGUAUAAAGCAGAAAGUAUUUAUAUAGUCUCACAGAUCAAAACAACCGAUUCCUAGGUCAUGAAACCCAGAUCAGCUAGAGCUCAGCCUUAGACCGUGUUAGAAUUAGUAGCAUCAGCGCUGCCCUUCUUUUGCUCAGCCUCGUCCUCCGGCCUCCGCGAAUAUUUUUUUGAACUAAAUCUCCAUCGUUGGAUCUCUCCCGUCUUAGGUGCAUGCUAGUAGUUAGUGUGUUUCAGCUCAAUAGCACUGCGCACCCAAUCCUUUUUCCCAUCAAUUUGAACACAAAAUCACGCUUGACAAUUGCUGCUUUAUAGUGGAAAAAAAACGGAGUUUUGAUACUCAAACAAUUCGAAUCGAAAAUCUGUAGUUUAACUUUCCCCCACCCUUCAUAGUUUACUUAGAUAGGCGCGUGACGGUGAUCGUGCAAUCGAUCACCCUAGGUAUAGGGAUGUUAGGGAACGAAGAAACAGAGUGUGCGAACUGUAAAACAAUAUAUUACGUCUAGUCUUCUUUGAGUUGUGAUAAAGUGAUUCCAGUUUUUGUUUUGUUUUUAAGUUAUCCCUAUUGUUUUCGCCAUCACUGAGUUGGUUCUGUUUUGGAUUAUGUUUACCUUUCGGCUUGAUGAGUUGAGGUAAUCCGGAUACGUUAUACGCUUUUUCGUUCUGAAAUAAAGGUUCAACUCAAAUGCUUUAGUUGCAUAUUCUGUAACCGCAUCAUUAACAAAUUUUAACCCUAGGAUAAUAUGUUUAAGAACUACAUGUACGGAUUCAAAGACAAAGGAAAACCAAAAAUGCGACAAAAAUAGAGUAUAUAUAAUAAUUUUAAAAA
Molecule: messenger RNA, 3967 nt
Organism: Ochlerotatus camptorhynchus
Lineage: Eukaryota; Metazoa; Arthropoda; Insecta; Diptera; Culicidae
Gene: Kap3
Product: kinesin associated protein 3
Exons: 9
Coding region: 94-2868 (924 amino acids)
Biological process (GO): cilium organization; microtubule-based movement
Cellular component (GO): kinesin II complex; ciliary transition zone; axoneme
Molecular function (GO): kinesin binding
Source: RefSeq, a predicted model, not a curated record